GGUCGAGAGUUCAAAUGUGGGUUCUCUCUGUUGGAUACUCAUGUCUGUGGUCUCCCUCUCCCUCUCCUUCUCCCUCCCUCCCUCUUCCUCUCCCUCUCCUUCUCCCUCUCUCCCUCUCCCUCUCCGUUUCCUUCUCCCUCUCUCCCUCUCCCUCUCCCUCCCCGUUUCCUUCUCCCUCUCUCCCUCUCCCUCUCCCUCUUCUUCUCCCUCUCCCCCUCUCCCUCUCUCCCUCUCCCUCUCUUGAUGACAUGUCUGUGUUGCAGGUACGUGUUAGACAUCGAGACAGGCAGAGACUUCUUCCUCUCAGCUGUGGUCUAUACGAAUGCCAACGAGAUUCUUAAUGAUGACGUAUACGAGUACUCGAUGGCCGACGAGUUGUUUGCUGACGUGGCAGAGGUUGUGGCACGUGCAGUCUGGAAAAUCCCACCCUUUUUCUCCAUACGGCCUCCUUUAUCCGACAAGGAUAAUUGUCAUCAAGCAUCGUUCUGCCAGAAAACUCAACGAAGGCAGCCUGAAGCAGAAUGCCUACCAGGUACUCGAUCAGACAACGACGAUGAUCUAUUAAUAGAAACUCGGCCCAUCUCGAGACGAGCGGCAAGCUCUCAUCAUCUCGACCACUACGACGAUGACACGUGGACGCAUUCCAAUCAGCAGCACCACCAGCAGCAGCAGCAGCAGCAGAGCGGAAGCUCUCUUCUUGAUGACCGACUCGCUAGCUCGACAGCUCCCGUUACCCUUCCCCUGAAUACAACGCCCCCUGAUCAUCAUCAAUGCAGCAGACAAGAGACUAAGUUCAACUUUCCGGUACAAUGCAGUCAUGACCAAAUACAACGCACCCCGAACGAGGGCGCGAUGAGUUCGGGGGGGGAACACGGUAGCCGCUGCGCCACGUGUCAGUCCAGACCGGAUAAGGUUGAGCAUCGGGACGGUAAUGAGGAGUCCCGAUCGCGACGGUCUCCAUCUGCAAUCAUCGAGCAGAUCAAGUCUCAGGGGCCCAUCGUCGCCGGGGUUGUAAGAGAAGACCUGCAAUCAAUUCUGAGCGGUCUGCAGAGCUCGGCGCGCAGUAACGAGGCAGCAGAAGAGUCUCAGUCCGUAUCUAAGUCAGAUUCCGGACCAGAUUUUACUUUGUCGUUUCCCCCUCCGGGAGCCAAUCAGGCUUCUUCUGAAUCAGAUGCAGAACAACAAGGGGGGCCGGGUGGCACUGUAAGAGACAUGAUCGUGACAGUUGCCCAAGCCCAUGAUUAUGAUGAUGAUGAUGACGAUGAUAUAAUUGCAAAAUGUGUGACGUGGAAGAACGGUUCGCGUCCACGUGGCACAGACGGACGGUGCUCAGCGAUGACAACCUCCAUGCAGGCUCCAGAGAUAUCUAUGGAAGACGGCGAUGGCGGCCACGUGGCCCACGUCGACUUCAGAAUUGCUUGUCCUGGUCCGAUCAUCUCUGCCUCUGCUGUGCAAUGCCACGUGGCUGAUCGUGAUCGUCUCGAAGAUCGGGAUCAGCUUGAUAACCAUCAGUCGUCUAAUUACGGUGAUCGGGGUGUGAGAGCAGAACAGACAUCCGAGUCCGAGUCAGAGGUAUCGCGGCUGCGCGAGUCUUUGAAGACAGAGUCUGACACAGAUCCCGACUUCAGAGGAUCCGUACCAGUAUCGCCACUCCGUAUCCCGACCGCUAAGAGAGGCGCUCAAUCAACCGAUCAAGUCGCGAUCGAUCGAGUCCCGAUCGGUCAAGUCGUGGUCGAGCAAGUUGCGACAGACACAGAUCCCGACCUCAGAGGAUCCACCACACCAGUAUCGCCAACCCGUAUCCGGAUCGCUAAGAGAGACACCCAAUCAACCGAUCAAGUCGCGACCGAUCGAGUCCCGAUGGAUCAAGUCGUCGUGGUUGACCAAGUGGCGAUCCAUGAUCAAGUCACGAUCGCGAUUGACCAACGUGCGGCCAUGGCGGCGGCAGUCUCAACGUCGGAUACGCCAACGAUGCUGCAGACUUCGACUCCCGAUGAAGUCGGGAUCGGCAGCGGAGAGUACUCUUCAUUGGAGGAGAGGAGCUCUGGAGAGACCCGGUGUGAAAACAGCGGUCACCAGGCUGACGUGGCAGCGAGCGCGCCUGCUUAUCCACGUGGCCAACAAGCAAUAUUAAUCAGUUUCAUCCAGUCUGAUGUCCUCCCGGGUGCUGACGUGGCGUCCCGCGAUCCCGACCCCCCUCAUCAUGCCGAUAAGCCGAACCCGCCGCAGUGUGUACUAGCUGCUGAACCUUCAACUGAACUUUCUCAGAACUACCAGUCAGAUGAAGAAUGGCGACGGUUGAGUAGCAAGCUCCACAUGCAUGGCUACAGAUACUUCGUGGAUGAGUGAGUGAGACUUCCUGGUGCAAUACCUUUCUCGGCCUUUUUGGCUAAGGGCCAGAUCCCACUGGCAAAGAGGAUUGCAAUGAAUGUCUGAAUCUGGA
Chara braunii is the source of this 2443-nucleotide messenger RNA. The record is from the annotation of a GenBank genome assembly. NCBI's taxonomy places the organism in Eukaryota, Viridiplantae, Streptophyta, Charophyceae, Charales, Characeae.